GUCCCUGGAUUGAGAGAGAGAAGGGGAACGCGCGGUGGCCGAGGGAAAGUGUUCCAGUAAACCGCUAUGUCUGCCUGCGGACUUCAUGCCAGUCCGACCGACUGUAAACUAUCCUGUGCAGGUCUUGCUUCCGCUACAUUGUUCAGAGGGAUGAGCUUUUGAUGCUCACGUCACGUCACCGCUUCUACCCGUGUGUGUGUGUGUGUGAACUGCAGGCAGACGCAUAUUUGUCGUUUCCGCACGCAGCGUUUGUCAGCAAAAGCAACGUGAACUUGGUUGCAACAUCAUUGUACAGCACUACAGGCUCGCCCCACGGAUUAAACCUCAUCUGUCGGGCGGUACUGCUGGGAGAAGCCCAGAUUCAUUACAUCUGUGCCACUGAGGAUUUAUUCAUUGGAAAUGAAAGGGGGAAAAGGAUAACCUCAUGCACUGUGAAGACAUGAGAGGACCAAGGAGCACGUGAAGAUGUCCCAGAAGGCAACUAAAACAUGGUGCCUUAGGCUUCUCCCACUUCUCCUUUUCGUCAUCUCCUUGGUCGCGUACUACCUUACCUAUGCCAUACUUGAGAGCUACAGAGGCACCAGCACUACUCUGAACAGUAGCAAGUCAUUGUGUGGUGGCUGGCUAGCCCAGAAGAAGUGGGAGAGCCUUAACUUUAACAUUAGUAGAAGGACGCAUCUCUUUCUGAAACUGAAGGAUUUCUUCUGGCGGGAGCAUCUAUCAAAGCUGGCAUUACCUUAUGGCGUUAAGGGCAGUGAGCUGCUGCUAAUGAAAGUUCUUGCUGUAACUUCAAAUUAUCAGGUGCCAGCCAACAUUGAAAACCUUGAAUGCAGAACCUGCGUAGUAAUAGGCAAUGGCUUUGCCAUUAAAAACAGCUCCUUGGGAAGCAUCAUUAACAAAUAUGACGUGGUCAUUCGGUUGAAUGAUGCCCCAGUGAGAGGCUAUGAGGAGGAUGUGGGGAACAAGACCACCAUGAGGUUCUUCUACCCCGAGUCGGCCUCUUACAACCCCGGACUGCACAACGAGCCCGGCACGCUAAUGGUCCUGGUGCCUUUUAAGCUACAAGAUCUACGGUGGCUCAAAGAGAUCCUCUAUAAUGAGAAGAGGGUCAGGAAAGGCUUUUGGAAGCCCCCUCCCCAAAUCUGGUUGGGUGACGUCAGUAAAAUCCGAGUGCUGGACCCGCACUUUCUGCAACAGACUGCAGACAGACUGCUCCAGAUCCCUCUGUACCCCAAGAGUAAACAGCCAGUGCAUCCUACCACGGGCAUCCUCGCUGUGUUUGUUGCUCUCAACUACUGUGAUGUGGUCCAUAUUGCUGGUUUUGGAUACCCCACCUCAAACAGCCAAAAGCAACCUAUCCAUUACUACGGCUAUGACACAAUAAAAUCUAUGAAGAAUUCCUACCAUGACAUCAAACAUGAAGCCGAAGCCUUAAGAAGACUGGAGGAUUCAGGAGCCAUUUUGUACCUGCAUCCACAUUUAUGAUGCGCACAUUUCCAGUUCAAUUUAAUCCAGUAAAUGAUUGUACGCCAAAUCUUAUUUGAAUUUGGUCUGGAUCAUCCGAUCCAGAUCAGAUCUUAAUGUGCCUUCUGCAGUGACACACAGGAUACAAGACAUGUCGCUGGUGCAUUAAGUCAUCAUUUGGUGACAUGGAUGCUCUGAAGAAUGUGGAUCUCCCUGGCACCUUGAAUUUUGUUAAAGUGACAGACAUAAAAAGUGAUUUAACAGCUUUUUAAAAAACAGCCUAUGUUCUAUUUGUCAUGUAGUAAACUUGAACAAUGUUGCUCAGCAUUUUUCAUAAUGUUUAAAGGUGUGUAACUUUUAUGGGUUUUGAAUCAUGACUUUCAAAUUUAGUUCUGUUACUCAUGUGGCGACCGAGUUGUCUGUUUGUGAUAAUCCAGCGAACAAAUUUCAUCCGAUUUUUGAUAAUGCCAAUGUGUUGAUGUUGCUUUUAGGGCCAUCUGAUAGUGUGGGCUUACAACUGUCACACCAUAGGAAUCAAGCAUUUCAGAUCUAUAGCUCACUUUUGUUUUUGUCCAGAGAUUACAUGCAUAUCAUUGAGCUGUAAAACUAAUUGAUCAGCCUUGAUAAUUUCCUUCUGUAAACACUCAUCAAAUUUUGAGAUUCAUUUUUAUGCUUUACAAGUGUGAAUAUUAUUACUGAACUAAAAAUCUCUUUUACGUUGUAGAGGUUUGUUGGAAUCAAUGGGUAUUUUUUGUGAACUUCAGUGUAAUUUUGUGAUCAAAGGAACAUGAAUUAAUUCCAUACCUGAUCAACGCAGUUAGCUGGAUGAAUUUCACUUUACUUUUAGAUUUCUUGGACUAUAAGUACUACUUGUAUUUUAUUCAAUCUCACAUCAGUUGUUUUUUAAUUUAUUUAAUCUUUUUUGUGGUAUUGGUGCUGCUGGACAUUUUUUAUUGUACAGAAUGAAAUACAUUUUUAAUUAAGAGGAAUUUUAUUUGAUUCUCAUUUAACAUUAUGUUCACAUGCAUUAUCAAACAGGCUCAUGUAUCUACUGUAUGGAAAUCACUAUAUGACCUGAGUGAACCUGCA
This is a messenger RNA of Micropterus salmoides (largemouth bass), 2553 nucleotides long. RefSeq names its product ST3 beta-galactoside alpha-2,3-sialyltransferase 4 (gene st3gal4). Gene Ontology annotation, molecular function: sialyltransferase activity. Gene Ontology annotation, biological process: glycolipid biosynthetic process. Bases 466 to 1485 code for a protein of 339 amino acids. The transcript is spliced from 12 exons. NCBI's taxonomy places the organism in Eukaryota, Metazoa, Chordata, Actinopteri, Centrarchiformes, Centrarchidae. The record is from RefSeq and is a predicted model, not a curated record.